Molecule: messenger RNA, 3051 nt
Organism: Cyprinus carpio (common carp)
Lineage: Eukaryota; Metazoa; Chordata; Actinopteri; Cypriniformes; Cyprinidae
Product: microfibril associated protein 3 like
Source: RefSeq, a predicted model, not a curated record
CCAAGCUUGGUGACGAAGUCAGUUCAGAUCCACAACCAAAUACUGGAAGAACUGGGUCAGCUGAGUUAAAACAAACACUACAGGGACCUUGGUGGAAAAAAACGGAGGCAUAUAGAAAGCAGACAGGCAGAGAUGAUGGGAGGAGUUAAAGACCAAACAUAACUCUUCACUCAGAUCCUGUUUGUCAUAUUUCACAGUAGGCUAGACUAUUUAUUUCGGGGUCCGUGAAUUCCUCCAGAGAUCAUCGGGUCCCAACUCAGUUGAAACCAGACCCAGAGCUUCAGGUUUCAGGACGAGCAUUGAGAAAUAACAACAGGGUGGAGGAAGGAGCAUGAGUGCCGAAGGUUUGUGCUCUCUGCUCUGGCCAGCUCGCGAAUAACCAGUGACCGUAACAUGAGGACCGGUGGAGAAUGACGUCUUAUCCUGAAGGUUGUUGCAGAAAGCCAGAGAAAAUGAACAGGGCGAGCGGAUACGUGAUCAUUUAUUUAGUGGCCGUGAUUGGUUUCUGUGCGACAGAGGCUUUGAACAUCUCUGCGGUGGCUGGAGACCGAAGAGAGAACGGGACUGAGGCGGAUGGGGACGGCUCGGUUCCCGUUGUGCUCAGCAAAGUAAACCAGAUCAUCGCCCGUGAGGGGAACUGUGCAUUGAUUGACUGUAAUAUCACCGGUGACCCCUUUCCAAACAUCCAGUGGUUCAACUCGCACGGACACCUGCUUGACGCAAAGAACAGUGAUGGAAAAUGGUGGAUUCUGGACAAUGGCGUUCUCAACAUCACCAGCAUCACUUUUGCAGACCGCGGCAAAUACACGUGCGUGGCCUCCAACGCUCACGGCAAGGCCAGCUGCACAGUGACGCUGCGCGUGGUCUUCACCAACGGAGAUAUGGGUGUGUACUACAUGGUGGUGUGUCUGGUGACGUUUACCAUCAUCAUGAUUCUGAACAUCACCCGCCUUUGCAUGAUGAGCAGCCAUCUGAAGAAAACCGAGAAGGCCAUCAACGACUUCUUCCGCACGGAAGGCCCAGAGAAGCUCCAAAAGGCUUUUGAGAUCGCGAAGCGUAUUCCUAUCAUUACCUCGGCAAAAACGCUGGAGCUGGCAAAGGUCACGCAGUUCAAGACCAUGGAGUUCGCACGCUACAUCGAGGAGUUAGCGCGCAGCAUACCGCUCCCGCCGCUGAUCAUGAACUGCCGCACCUUCAUGGAGGAGAUCCUUGAGGUCGUUGGUGUGGAGGAAAUGAGACACACUUUUGUCCGGCAAGCACCCGAGAGUCACGGCGUGGUGGCUGCUGGCACUUCCGACGACGUUUUCACUGUCUUGCAUGAAAGAGAGCGGCCGAGGGAGAGGGAACGCAGCGAUUCUCCCGCCAUGGACUCGGACGACGCGUCGCUUCACGAGCAGCCUCAGCACAUAGCUAUUCAGGUUUCUGUACAUCCACAGUUAGCUGCAGCAGGGUGCUGCAACAUAGAAGCUCCGCCUCUUUCCAAAAUCGUCUCCUCUCCACCCCCACUGGCUCAGCUGCCUCUGGAGGCGGAGGCUGAGGAGAAGGAAAACAAGGCGGAGUCUGUACAAGAAGAUGGUGCUGCACAGAAAACCCAAGUCAUUUAUGAAAGCCAUGUGUAAUAAUAUCCUGCAGGAAGGAUAAUGACCUCGCUAUGCAUUUUCUUGGGAAACGAAAAGGUCAAGAUUUGUUUUUCUUCUCAGAAGUUGCUUUCUAUUAGCCAUCUCAGGAAAGAUGAGGAAGCGCUGCAUUUGUGUUUGGGUGAAUCUCUCAAAACUCUAAUUUCUGGGUCGUAUUUUACCUUCAAAUAAAAAAAAUAAAAACUAAUUAUAUUUUGCAUAAAGCAAACAAAGCCCAUUUUUCAUAGUUUCUGCAUUGCGUUGUCAUUUUCGUGACAAUUAACCCUCCAUUUAUGAAAUCUAUUCUAAUUCAUGAAAUGGUCUCAUUACUUUUUUAAACUUUACAGUAAUGUAAGUUUGGAGGCAAAAUUCGCAUUGAAAUGAUGUCGUCACAAUCCCUUAAAAAAUAUUUUAGACCUAAAAAUGGAUAAAUUUUGUGGUAAAAUAUAACCUUGUAAUUUCUUUGUGAGAUUGACCCGUGUAAGUUAAAUUUCCCAUGACAAUGAAUUCUCGUGCUGAAUGUAUUUUGGGGUGAUGUUCUCUAUUUAUUUAGAAAAUCCAGGUUUGCCCAUGAUUUUAUUUCCCCGUAGUUAACAGAAACUAGGUCGACACAGAGCUCACAUCUCACGUCUUAAUGGGCAGACAGCAAGUAGUUUUGUUGGAUGUAGUCACAGAUUAUUCAUUUCACGAAUGAAUGAGAAGGAACGACUGAUUAAUACAUUUGGCUGAAAGUAAAACUCUUAAACUGUUUGAGGUCGAAGUGCAUUUUUCAUUCAGUAGAAAUCAAGCAUUUGUGAAAAUAUUUCAGAAGUGACGUGCACAGUAAUUCCCUCUUAUAAUGCAUGAAGAGCGCAUGUCGAUCUGUUUUCAGUGCUGGACUCGGAGAGACAGAGCUUUUGUUUGUGCGAUCUUGUCUGCUGUGUGUUAUUUAUCAUUUGUGUCACGCUUUGAAUAACACUGUAGAAAUUUCAGUUUGAGAUUUUGAGGCUUUUUUAUUCAGUUGAGUUUCCACUGGAGUCUUUAUACUGUUACUGUAAUUAUGGUAUUAUUACUUCACUAGUAAUACUACUGUAAGUAUUACUUUUGAUUUCAAAUGCACAGCUAGGUUUUUUCUUACUUUGUUUUUUUUGAGGAUCCAACAGAGUUCUUUAUAACAGAGCCCCAAUAAAAAUGUUGAAUCUCUUCUGAUGUUCUAGAAACACAGUUUUGCUUCUUAAAUGCUCACCUUUUAGUUUCAGUGCUAAUAAGUUAGAAUUCUUCAGUGUUGAUCUCGCUUUUUUGGGGCUCUACAUCCAGAGUAACCUAGCAGUCUACUGCACUGCUGAUAGCUAGCUAAACGGGUUAAGCACUAGCCAUUACGAAUGUUCCUGGUCAGGAUUGUCAGAGGAAGUAAUGGCUGUUUAAGUAGUGAAAUAAAGCUGCUGUGUACCCAUGA